Molecule: messenger RNA, 3132 nt
Organism: Radiomyces spectabilis
Lineage: Eukaryota; Fungi; Mucoromycota; Mucoromycetes; Mucorales; Radiomycetaceae
Product: P-loop containing nucleoside triphosphate hydrolase protein
Exons: 16
Coding region: 42-3002 (986 amino acids)
Biological process (GO): mRNA splicing, via spliceosome
Cellular component (GO): U4/U6 x U5 tri-snRNP complex; U2-type catalytic step 2 spliceosome; cytosol
Molecular function (GO): GTPase activity; U5 snRNA binding; translation elongation factor activity
Source: RefSeq, a predicted model, not a curated record
CUUCCAUUUACGGUUCGCGCGAUCAUUUCUAACGAACGACCAUGGACGAUUCUCUUUAUGAUGAGUUUGGCAAUUAUAUCGGUCCCGAUAUUGAGGACGAAGACGAGGACCUGGAAUUAGACGAAACCGAAGAGUACGUCGAACCUGUGCAGCCUACAGUAUCCCACUAUGAAAGCGGCGAAGAGGAGGAAGAGGUCGUCGACGAAUCGGCCUUGAUGCAAGUGGAUGAUAUUCCCGCCAAUCAGAUCGUUUUGCACGAAGACAAGAAAUAUUACCCUUCUGCCGAAGAAGUCUAUGGCCCUGACGUCGAAGCCAUGGUCCAAGAAGAAGACACUCAACCGUUGACCGAACCUAUCAUCGCCCCCAUCAAGGUGCGAAAGUUCCAUGUCACUGAAAAGGAUUUGCCAGAGACACGAUUCAGCAAAGAAUUUUUGAUGGAUCUCAUGACGUUCCCUAAUCUCGUUCGUAACAUUGCUGUGGUUGGCCAUCUUCAUCACGGCAAAACUUCGUUUCUCGAUAUGCUCGUAUCCGAAACCCACGACAUUCCUAUCAACGUAGAUCAACCUGAACGUUAUACGGAUACACAUACUUUGGAAAGAGAGCGUGGUGUUAGUAUUAAGAGCAUGCCAAUGACCAUGGUGAUGCAGGAUCUUAACGACAAGUCCUAUGUCUUGAACGUUCUCGAUACGCCAGGACAUACCAACUUUAUCGAUGAAGUUGUGGCAGCUACGCGUUUGGCAGAUGGUGUUGCUUUGAUUGUCGAUGUUGUAGAGGGAGUGAUGGUGAACACAGAACAGAUCAUCAAGCACUGCAUUCGUGAAAAAUUGGCAAUGACUCUGGUGAUCAACAAGAUGGACCGCCUUAUUCUUGAACUCAAGUUACCCCCGGCUGAUGCUUACUUCAAAUUGCGAUAUGCCAUUGAAGAGGUGAACAGCAUUAUCAGAUCGACCCCUGGCGGUGAAAACAUCCGACUGUCCCCCGAACUUGGCAACGUGUGUUUCGCAUCGACCCAAUACGGCUGGUGCUUCUCUUUGAAAUCAUUCAGCAAUCUUUACGCGGAUUCCUAUGAGGAAGAAAUAGAUGUUGAUGAAUUUGCAAAACGUCUUUGGGGUGAUAUCUUUUACAAUCCUGAACGUGGCAGUUUCCACCGCAAAUCGCAAGGGCCCGAUAGCCGACGUACUUUUGUCCACUUUAUCUUGGAUCCUCUUUACAAGGUCUAUUCUCACGUCAUGAGUGAAGACACUGCGGGAUUGAAAAAGACGUUGCGACAUCUUGGCAUUUAUUUGAAGGAAAAGGAUUUUGCUUUGAAUAUGAAGCCUUUGUUACGUCUCGUUUUAGCGCAAUUUUUCGGUCCCUCAUCCAGUUUUGUGGAUAUGACAGUCAAACAUAUUCCGUCACCCGCCGAAAACGCUGUCAACAAAGUUCAACAUAUCUAUACAGGUCCUUUGGACACCAAGGUGGCUAGAGCUAUGCAAGAAUGCGAUGCUGACGGUCCUUUGAUGAUCCAAGUUACCAAAUUGUACAAUAACGAUGAUGCCAGCGAGUUCCGCGCUUUCGGACGUGUAUUUAGCGGUAGUGUCAAGUCUGGUCAGAUGGUCCGUGUGCUUGGUGAAAAUUACUCGGUGGAUGACGAAGAAGAUAUGAUGAUGCAAAAAGUAUCCAAUGUCUGGAUCCAUGAAUCAAGAUAUCAAAUCGAAGUGGAUGGCGUCCCCGCUGGUGGCUGGGUGUUAUUGGGCGGUGUGGACAGUUCAAUUAUCAAGACAGCUACAAUUGUGGAUCAAAAAUCACCUGAAGAUGCCUACAUUUUCCGACCUUUACAUUUCCCUACAGCUGCCACUUUGAAGGUAGCCAUCGAACCAGUGAACCCCUCUGAAUUACCGAAAAUGCUCGAUGGUUUACGAAAGAUCAAUAAGAGCUAUCCAAUUGUCACCACAAAGGUUGAAGAGUCGGGUGAACACAUUUUACUGGGAACAGGUGAACUGUAUCUGGAUUGUGUACUUCACGAUCUCCGUCGUAUGUAUGCCGAAAUCGAACUCAAGGUCGCCGAUGCUGUUGUCCGCUUCUGUGAAACUGUCGUUGAAACUUCUGCCCUGAAAUGCUUUGCUGAAACUCCCAAUAAGAAAAACAAAUUGACGUUUAUUGCGGAACCGUUAGAAAAAGGACUUGCAGAAGAGAUUGAAGGCGGCCGCGUGAGUAUUCACUGGCCUGCAAAGCAACUUGGAAGUUACUUGCAAGAAAAACAUGGUUGGGAUGUUCUUGCUGCACGAUCCAUAUGGGCUUUCGGUCCCGAUGAUAUGGGUCCUAAUGUCCUGGUGGAUGAUACCUUACCAUCGGAAGUGGACAAGAAGUUGUUGCACUCUGUAAAGGAUUCUAUUCGACAGGGUUUCCAAUGGGGUGCACGUGAAGGACCUCUGUGUGAUGAACCCAUCCGCAAUGUGAAAUUCAAGAUUUUGGACGCUGUUUUAUCAAACGAGCCCAUUUAUAGAGGCGGCGGUCAAAUUAUCCCCACUGCUCGCCGUGUAUGUUACUCAUCUUUCCUCACUGCAACACCGCGUUUGAUGGAACCUGUAUACUACGUAGAGAUCCAAGCACCGGCAGAUUGUGUAUCAGCUGUAUAUGCCGUGCUCCAACGAAGAAGAGGUCAUGUUACACAGGAUAUCCCGAAACCCGGAUCUCCACUGUACACUGUCAAGGCGUAUAUCCCCGUGAUUGAUUCAUGCGGUUUUGAAACAGAUUUGCGAACACAUACUCAGGGUCAAGCUUUCUGUCAACAAAUCUUUGAUCAUUGGCAGAUUGUGCCAGGUGAUCCUUUGGACACCAGUAUUGUAUUAAGACCUUUGGAAGCUAGCCCAGCACAGCAUCUGGCAAGAGACUUUAUGGUGAAGACAAGAAGACGAAAGGGUUUAUCGGAAGAUGUCAGUAUAAACAAAUAUUUCGAUGAUCCAAUGCUGUUAGCUUUGGCACAAAGUGAUGUUUUAGGAGGAACGUACACCGCACAGUAACUAAAAAAGAAAAGAGAAAAGAGGGUAUACUACAAAUAAAAUAAAAUACAACAUGUUGUUCUCAUUCUUAUUUCACUUGGUAUGCGAAUCCAUUAUCAUCGUUUGUUGAAGAACACACUCACUGUUUCAU